CAUAUUUAACUGACCUUCUAUUGUAUUACGUAUUCUUAACAUCCUCUUAUUUAAAAUCAUAUCCUCCAUAAAUUAGUAUGGAGUAAAAAAGGCAAGUAUUUUAUGGUCAUCCCAUAGAGGACAAAAUACACCUCUUUAGAUGAUUAGAUCUAAAACUUUAUGCUUACCAUAAUUAACGCUACCGACAAUAUAUACAUAUAUUAGUAAAAGACUAAAGAGUAGUUUAGAUUGUGGGGGCAUCAAUUUAUAUUUAGUUAAAUAUUUAUUGUUUUUGACAAUUGUAGGUGCUUCAACGACUCUUUAGUAUAUCUAGAGAGAGAAAGUAGAGAGAGAGGGGGAAGGAAUUUUGAUUUUUGUGAUUGAUUUGAGCUGAAAAAAUGGCUUCGAAGUUGUUAAUGGUAACUAUUUUUGUAUUGGAUCUGAUUGCUUUUGGUUUGGCUAUUGCUGCUGAGAGGAGAAGAAGUAGUGCAACAAUCAAAGACGAUAAGGAAGGCAACUUUAACUACUGCGUCUAUGACUCGGACAUAGCAACUGGCUUCGGUGCUGGUGCCUUCUUAUUUCUCUUGCUUAGUCAAAUAAUUUUAAUGGUGGCUAGCCGUUGCUUCUGUUGUGGUAAGGCUUUGAGCCCGGGAGGUUCAAGGGCUUGUGCUGUCAUAUUGUUCAUCAUAUGUUGGCUUUCAUUUUUCAUAGCUGAGGUCUGCUUGUUGGCUGGUUCGGUUAGAAAUGCUUAUCACACCAAGUAUCGAUCAUCGAUCUUGAGAGGCGAUGAGCCUCUAUCAUGUGAAACGCUGAGAAAAGGAGUUUUUGCAGCUGGAGCAGCUUUCAUUUUCUUCACCAGCAUAAUCUCCCAGUUCUACUAUGUGUCCUAUGCCAAGGCGCGGGGUGGCCCCAUGCCCUAUGGUGGCGAAGCUGGGGUUGGCAUGGCAGCCUACAAAUGAGGGUGAUCAAUGUUGAUUCAAUAGUUGUUAUUUUGAAGUUUAUGUAUAAUACAACUUUCUAUUGUUUAGUUGCAUUUAAUUUAUUGUUGUCGUAGUCUUGUUGGAGAAAGUUCAUUGUACCGUAUACCUUUCUGCUGCAUAAUAUUUUUGUUCUAUGUUACAAGUAAUGUGAACUUUUGCCUGCAAA
This is a messenger RNA of Capsicum annuum, 1125 nucleotides long. RefSeq lists its product as uncharacterized. Bases 378 to 938 code for a protein of 186 amino acids. NCBI's taxonomy places the organism in Eukaryota, Viridiplantae, Streptophyta, Magnoliopsida, Solanales, Solanaceae. The transcript has 3 exons. The record is from RefSeq and is a predicted model, not a curated record.